Molecule: messenger RNA, 1704 nt
Organism: Trichoderma citrinoviride
Lineage: Eukaryota; Fungi; Ascomycota; Sordariomycetes; Hypocreales; Hypocreaceae
Product: MFS general substrate transporter
Exons: 5
Coding region: 1-1704 (567 amino acids)
Biological process (GO): transmembrane transport; basic amino acid transport
Cellular component (GO): fungal-type vacuole membrane
Molecular function (GO): basic amino acid transmembrane transporter activity
Source: RefSeq, a predicted model, not a curated record
AUGGCUUCAACAACAACCCCCAACCCUCCCUCGUCCUCCCCAUCACCACCCCACGACAUCGAAAGCCAACAAGAAACCACUCCCCUCCUGCUCUCCCCCCAUGCUGCCCCAUCCUCACCCUCACCCUCACCCUCACCACCAGCCUCAUGGUCCCCUCCCCCGGGCUUCCUCCCCAUCCAGCUCGCCAUCAUGACAAACGUCUUCCUCAACGGCUUCGACGGCACCAUCACGGCCGCCACCUACGCCGUCAUCAGCUCCGAGUUCGACGCCGCCAACAGCGCCUCUUGGCUGACGACCGCCUACCUCGUCACCGCCGCCGCCUUCCAGCCGCUCUACGGGCGCGUGUCGGACAUCUUCGGGCGCCGCGCGUGCUUCUUCGUCUCGACGGCCGUGUUCGCGAUGGGGUGCUUGGGGUGCGGGCUCGCGCGGGACGUGGUUGUGCUGAAUUGGAUGAGGGCUGUGACGGGGGUGGGAGGGGCGGGCUUGAUGACCAUGGCUACGAUCAUCAACUCGGACAUGAUCCCCUUUCAUAGACGCGGCAUGUAUCAGGCCAUGCAAAACGGCGUCUUUGGCUUCGGCGCCAUCUGCGGCGCCUCCUUCGGCGGCACAAUCGCCGACUCCCUCGGCUGGCGCUGGUGCUUCCUCCUGCAGGUGCCCCUGUCCAUCUUUGCCCUCCUUGCAGGCCACGUCGUCCUCAAGAACGAGCAUCUCGAUUCAUCCUCCACCACCACAGACGUCAGCGGCAGCGGCAGCGGCAGCUUCAGCGCACUGUGGAAGAGGGUCGACUUCUCGGGCGCCUUGCUGCUGGUCCUCGCCGUGUCGACACAGCUGCUGGGGCUCAGUCUGGGCGGCAAUGAGCUGCCCUGGGGCAGCCCCUGGGUGGUUGGCGCGCUGGCGACGAGCGUGGUGCUGUUUGGCGUGUUUGUGAGGGUCGAGGAGAGGACGACGGCGAUGCCGGUUAUCCCGCUGAGGAUGCUGAGGGGGAAGAUGCCGGUUGCGACGCAGAUUGCGAAUAUCUGCGCGGGCAUGUCUUCGUACGGGUACCUCUUUAUGCUGCCGCUCUUCUUCCAGGCCGUCCUCCAAGACUCGGCCACCAAAGCGGGCGUCCGUCUCGCAGUGCCCUCGCUGGCGAUUCCCCUGGGCGGCCUGAUCGCCGGCACGGUCAUGUCUCGCUGGGGGAAGCUGAUUCCCCUGAUGCGCACCGGCCUCGCUCUCAUGACCGUCGGCCAGGCCUUGGUCUCUUCGUGGGCCUUUUCUGAUGCGCGGUGGAAGUACGUCGUGUACAUCUUUCCGUCUCACCUGGGUACAGGCAUCGUGUAUCCGGCCAUAUUGUUCAUCUCGAUUGCGUCUCACGCCCACUCCGACCACGCCGUGUCCGCCUCCACCACGUACCUCAUCCGAUCCCUCGGCUCCGUCUGGGGCGUCUCCAUCGCUUCGGCCAUUGUGCAGAACACGCUCAGCGUACGCUUACCGCAGGUCCUGAGCGAGGUACCAGAUAAAUGGAGAGUCAUUGACGAGAUCCGACACUCGGUGGAAGCCCUGCGGACGCUCCCGCCGGACAUCCAGCUGCAGGCCCGGCUGGUGUACUUUGACGGGCUGAAGCUCGCUUUUGGGGCGACGACGCUGGUGGCGGGCCUGGGGGUUGCUGCUGCGUUUGUGGCGAACCCGGCGAAUCUGAGGAAGACGCAUGCUGCCGGUAGGUGA